Molecule: messenger RNA, 1532 nt
Organism: Cottoperca gobio
Lineage: Eukaryota; Metazoa; Chordata; Actinopteri; Perciformes; Bovichtidae
Gene: atraid
Product: all-trans retinoic acid-induced differentiation factor
Exons: 7
Coding region: 49-750 (233 amino acids)
Biological process (GO): positive regulation of osteoblast differentiation
Cellular component (GO): intracellular membrane-bounded organelle
Source: RefSeq, a predicted model, not a curated record
AGCUUCCUGUCACAUGUCUGCUACAGUAGGAUCAUAUGACUUCAGACCAUGAAAAUGAAAGCUGGGUUCAGCCUGCUGAAACCUGUAGUGCUUAUUUUUAUCUUUAAUUUAUGUUUUUACGGAAGUUAUCAACUGACUGAACUGCAGGUAUGUGAGCUCUGCAACGGUACAAUCCUAAAUGGCACCGCAGUGGGUCAGUUUUGCUCCGUAUCCGCUGGUCGGAUAGACGGACGCUGCUGCUUGAAAAAUGACAACACAAGCGACCCUGAACACAUCAUCGGGUUGGAUCUGUCCAAUUGUUCACUGACUCACGUGGAGGAUCUUCAGGGAGCAUCAACAUCCUUAAUGAUAGACCUCUCACUCAAUCCCAUUGUCAACAUCAGCGACACAGCAUUUCAAGGAUUUAUUGAGUUAAAUUACAUGAUUUUGCCACAAUACAUAGUUUGUCCAGGGGGCAACGCUUCUUGGGAAAAGGUGGAGCUCAAAGAUGGAAAUCGUAUUUGUAAAGGACAGAAAGAUAUGUGCAACCAGACUGGACAGCUGUCCAUUAACUGCCCGGAAAACUCCCUCUGCGCCCCCUAUGGCCCGAGCUUCUUCGAGUGCAGCUGUGCUGACGGCUAUCGAGGAUACAAGUGUCUUCGAGAGGGGGAGUUCCCAGCUCUCCAGGUGUUUGGACCUCUUGGAGCUUCUACAGUUGUGAUCUCGUUCCUGCUGUGGGUCACCCAGAGACGAAAGGCCAAACCCCUCUGAGGCUGAAGUGCACUCGACUUCUUUAUCUGCAAUGAUCUACUGAGCUGAAACUGAAAGGGACAAUGCUGACACAGUCUGCGGUGACCCCAGACUUCUUUUUAGACUGUUUUAUUUUACUUUUGUGUCGGCUUUAUUUUAUUUAGGUACAUUUUUUUAACUGAUCUUUUAUUUUUACUGCAUCAUCACUGCAAUUUUAGAGAGAAAGUUCAUUUUAAGUUUUUUAAUCGUUUUACAUUUUUGGCAAUAAAUACCACUGUUACCACUUUAAUUAUAUUUUUCAAACGUAGUUGACUGACACAAGAUAUGUUAAUGAGCCGGCUGUGUUUAAGUAUUUGCUCGCUGUGCCUAACGUGCACUGAAUGUGUCUGAGUUUACACGUUGGAACUACAUGUCCUUAAGCACAUUUGAGGAAAUCUGUAAAAAAAAAUUGGCAAAUUGUUGUUUCUGCCUGUUGAACAUUUACUUCACUCACAGCAAAAACCAAGUCAGGUUCACUCCAUGAACCAUAUGCAUCUAAAUUUUAAGUUUUGUUCUGUAUUAAGUUGUAUUUUAAAGUCAGUUUAACUACUACACUGUUAUUUAGUCCUCACCUGCUUUUCUGCUGUUACAUCUUGAAUGUUACGAUUCAAAGAUGGAAAAUGUUGCGUGCCUACUGGUGAGUUACACUAACUUCAUCUUCUACAAUAUGUUCAUCAGUCAAAUGUCUUCAUGUUGAUGGGCGAGUAGUUUUGAUGCUUCUUCCCAAUGAGAUUCAGGAUUCUAAUAAAAUAUUCACAACAAUA